UUGAAAAAUGGAGAAGAUGAAGAGAGAUGGAUUUGAGACAAGUAGAGGCAAUAGUGAAGGAAUCAAAAGGUGGAAUCAUAAAAAAGAAAGAAACCCUAACUUGCAACGAUUUAUUAGAUGGAGGAGGAAAAGGAGGAAACAAGAAGAAGCCAAAUGCAAAUGCAGUGGAUUCAUCUAAUGCCCUCCAACUCUUCCUUGAUCACAUCCCCAUCAGCUCCAUCCCCGGCAUCAACAACUCAUCCACCGCUCAAAACCAAGUAUUGUUUGGGAGAUGCAAUUCGUUUAUUGUAUGAGAAGAAUGUGUUUGGUGCUCCCAUAGUUGAUGACUUACAUACAGACAUGGAUAGGGACCCAGACACCACCAGCCACAAACUUUUGGAUCACUAUAUUGGUUUCGUUGAUUUUGCUAGAAUGCUUCUUUGGUCUCUUGAGGUAACUUUGUCAUGACCUGAAUCCGCUCCUAUAGAUUAAGGUCAUAAUUGGCUAGUAAUCAUGAGAUUACCUACGGCCUCAAACCUGAUCAAGCAUGUUUCAAUAGAAAUAAGGGUCAAAGCGGAAGCAGGUUUAAAAAUUUUGUUCAAUGAGCUGUGCUUACAUGGGAAAUAAAAGACAUUUCCCAUAUACUUGAUAAUAACUCACACCACAUACCAACAGUUUACAUCUUGUACAUCCAUGAUUAUUUGAACAUAUAGUCAGCUAUACCAAAAAGAAAGCUUGUAAACAUAAAUGGUCU
Messenger RNA from Camellia sinensis, 733 nucleotides. The record is from RefSeq and is a predicted model, not a curated record. NCBI's taxonomy places the organism in Eukaryota, Viridiplantae, Streptophyta, Magnoliopsida, Ericales, Theaceae.